Molecule: messenger RNA, 1480 nt
Organism: Hyaloscypha bicolor E
Lineage: Eukaryota; Fungi; Ascomycota; Leotiomycetes; Helotiales; Hyaloscyphaceae
Product: low temperature viability protein
Exons: 1
Coding region: 83-1309 (408 amino acids)
Biological process (GO): ribosomal small subunit biogenesis; ribosomal small subunit export from nucleus
Cellular component (GO): cytosol; nucleus; preribosome, small subunit precursor
Source: RefSeq, a predicted model, not a curated record
AUUUUUGGUUUUUUUUUUUGAAUCGUCCUCAAAAUCCUCCGAGCCUUCUUUCGACACUCCAAACCACGAAAAUACCGUCAAAAUGCCUCGAAAGAAGUGGAUCGAUAAGAAAACUGCGACGCAUUUCACUCUCGUUCAUCGCCCGCAGACGGAUCCUUUGAUUCACGAUGAGUCGGCGUCUGCUAUGGUCCUGAACCCUACGCCCCUCCCGAACUCGAACAAAGUCAAGAAACUCGACGAUCUUGCGUCCGAACUUGGCUCCGAUGUGGAGAAGAUAAGAGAAAACGAGGGCGAGGCUGCGAACUAUGGCAUCUACUACGACGAUUCCGAGUACGAUUACAUGCAGCAUAUGCGCGACUUGGGCUCUGGCUCAGGAGAGGCAUACUUCGUGGAGGCACCAGCGCCAAAGAAUAAGGGCAAAGGCAAACAAUCCCUUGAAGAUGCAUUGAAGGAUGCAAAUCUUGAGGAUCGGACGGGUCCGUUGCUAGAUGAGGAGAUAUUACCGUCGAAGAACUUGAGAAAAGUAACAUACCAGGCACAACAAAAUAUUCCAGAUGCCCUAGCAGGCUUCCAACCAGAUAUGGAUCCGCGAAUAAGGGAGGUUCUUGAGGCCCUAGAGGACGAAGCCUAUGUCGAUGAGGAUGAGGAUAUCUUCGGAGAGCUGGCCAAGGAUGGAGAGGAGGUUGAGGAGGUUGAAUUUGAGCAAGGUGCCUGGGACGACGAGGAUGGUGGUUGGGAAUCAGAUGACACAGCUAAGCCGGCAAAGGAAUACAAGGACGCCCCUGAGCUCACAGCGGAAAUGGUCGACGAUGAACGUGAGGAUCAUGGUGAUGGUUCGUGGAUGGAGGAUUUCAGUAAAUUCAAGAAGGACCAGAAGGCUAAGGCCACGCCCAUGGCACCCUUCCAAUCGGAUCUACAGUCUUCGAUCAUGACUACUACAACAAAUGGUGGCCGACGGAGGAAGAGAAAAGGUGCUUUGACCAAUCCAUCGAGCUACUCAAUGACCUCGUCCUCAAUGUUUCGCACUGAGGGUCUCACUACUUUAGAUGCAAGGUUCGAGAAGAUCGAGGAACAGUACAAUGAGGAUUUCGACGACAUGGCCUCUGUCUCUGCUGCAUCUUCCACCGUUUCGAGCGUCCAAGGACCUGUCAGAGGUGACUUUGACAGCAUCAUAGAUGAUUUCUUGAGCAAUUACACUAUGAGUGGGAAGAAACAUGUGAAGAAAGGGAAGUACCAGAGUGGAAUGGAGCAACUCGAUGAGGUUCGUAAAGGUCUUGGACCAGCAAGAAUUCGCAGUCAAAAGGCAUGAUGCUGUCAGUGUUCUGGGCGUUCAGAGAGGCAGAAUAGCAUAGGAUGGCGUACUGUGUGGUUAAAGAUACCGUGGUACUUGGAGAUUUGGGACCGGAGCUAGUUUGUAGUUAUUCGCCUUAGCUGAAUUGAGAAUAAUAUUGAUCGCAUGCUCCAGAGAUAUAUAAUUCGC